AUGAAAUAUGGUCUCAUUAGACUUUGCAGGGUUUUUCCAACAGCCAAUGUUUUGACGAGGGGAGCAUCUGCCCAAUCAACAUCUGAUGAGUGGAAAACCAACAUGGCACUUCGCACGUACAACCUCGGUGAUAAAACCAUGGUUACAGUCCAGACCAGCACACACACGUUCCGUGUGGACCUUGGAAGGCUUUCUGACUGUAGCGAGUACUUCCGAGCUUUGUCCCAGUCUGGAAUGAGGGAGACAGAGGACUGCCUCGUCCACCUGGACCAUGUGUCUUCAUCCGUCUUUUAUCAUCUAUUGGAGUUUUGCUUCCAUGACACGUUUGAGAUCCCGUCGGAGGAGGAGUUAGGCCCAUGUAUACAGGUCAGCAGCUACCUCCUGGCUGAGGCCUUCCUCUCUAAGUGCCUGUCUGUCCUGGCGGAUGUCCUGCGGCCAGAGAACUGUUUUUCCUACCUGAGCCUGGCUCAAGAGAUUUGCUGCUUGGAGCUGAGGUCCACCGUGUUGGCAUACCUGAGUAGGAACCUUCUGGAGCUGCCUCAUCUCAUCAGGAGUCUGACCAAUGAGGAGGAGGAGGAGCUUAUUCUACUGAGGAUGCAGGGGAAGCCACAUCUCUGCAGCCUUAGGAAGGAGAACCUAACAUCUUGGAAUGAUCCGGUGACAGAGUAUGCGCGAUAUGUAUUCGCCGAGCAAAGGGGAGCGUGGCAUCCAAUCACAGAGUUCCCCUUCAGAGCUGAUAAGUGGUGUUUCACUGCAGUGGUGUUGUACAACUACUUGUACAUCAUAGGAGGCUACAGGACACUCCUGAGGAAGAGGUGGGAGUUCAAAAUGGCCACAUUUAGGUAUAAUCCUUUGACUCAGAAAUGGGCCUCCGUUGCUCCACUCAUUAAGCAUAGAAGGCACUUCAGUGCAGUGGCCUGCUGUGGACGUAUAUAUGCAGUAGGCGGCUGGUACUUGGACUCCCUGGUCACGCCAGACUCAAGCACCGCCCUAUACACAGCUGUAGAAUGUUAUAAUCCAUGGGAGGACACAUGGAGGUUUGUCUCAUCACUGCCACUCACAGACUUCCAGUUCACCAUGUCUUUGUCUCACGACGUGCCCCUGGCCACCAGUCUGGGACACUGUCUUUAUGUCUUGGGGAGCAUCCAGAGGACAGGAGAGAAAUUGUUGCUGCAGUACGACACGAGGCAAGACUCGUGGUCUGAGAUGCUUCCUACACUUACCAGAACAGAUGCAGAUCUUCCAACGCUUUACUUUCUGGGUGCCUCUUCUGAGAAGCUGCUUGUGAUUGGUGGCAGCAAUUCUCAUAACGUGAUGACGUCCUUUUGUGUGCGCUCACACAAAUGGGGGCAGGUGCACGAGCUUCGGAAAGCAGCCUUGGCCGGACAGGGGACCAUUUUAGGCGGCCAGGUUGUGAUGCCCAGUUUAGAACAAAACACUGUAGUGACGAUGGAUCUAGAAACCCUCAACAUCAGAACCUUUCCUCCUCUUCCUAUCUCUGUUUGCUAUGAAGCGCUCGUUUACCUUCACUUUUGACGACACAGUCUACUGGCUGUUUAUGCAAUACUCCACUGAACUUUCACCCACUUCAGUAAUUUCAACUUUGCUCUAAAUUACACUGAUGUAUAUUGUAAUAUCUCAUAUUUUACUUUGUCAUCUGCUUGAAUAAGGCAUCUUUGUAAUGCAAACAUUGUAAUUAUAAUAAUUAAUAAUGUCAUAUUUUUUUAAACAUACUUUAUAUAUUCUGCCUUUUUGUGUUCUGGGUGUGAUUUUUUCUCAUUUUGUGGACACUUCUUCAAUAUAAUGUCUCAAUAAUGAGCCCACAACACUGCUAUCUUUAUCCCUUAUGAUGGUCGCCAAAGUUGACUGGCUUAUACCAAGCAUGCAGCCAAGGUUGGUUGGCAUGUUUUCAUUUUUAGUGUUUAAUUUUGCUCGAAGACAGCUGGGAUAGGCUCCAGCACCCCUCGCGACCCUCGUUAGGAUAAGCGGUAGAAAAUGAAUGAAUUAAUUUCACUUCAGUUUUCACUUUUCCUUUCUUUUUCUUUGACACGGCCACCAGAUGAGUCUUUCUCAUGUUUGGGGAGACAUGAAGGGAAAAAGUUAAUGUAAUGGCCACUUGCUAAUCAAUUUAAAUUUGUGUAAUGAUCUGAAAUAUUUAAGUGUAACAAACAUGCAAAACAAGAAAUUAGGAAUGAGGGGCCCCAAACACUUUUCACACUACUAUAUACUUUAUAAAUAUAUGAAUAAAAUAAGUAUAUAAACAGCAUUAAAUCACACAAAUCAUUACAAAAAUCUAUUACCGUAUUUUCUGCAAGGUGCACUUAAAAAUAUCGACAGGUGCUUUUUUAUCCCGUGUGCCUUAUGUCUGCACCAUUUUCAAUGGGGUACACCCUGGACUGGUCGCCAGCCAAUCACAGGGCACAUAGACAACAAUUC
Molecule: messenger RNA, 2436 nt
Organism: Doryrhamphus excisus (bluestripe pipefish)
Lineage: Eukaryota; Metazoa; Chordata; Actinopteri; Syngnathiformes; Syngnathidae
Product: kelch repeat and BTB domain-containing protein 13
Molecular function (GO): protein binding
Source: RefSeq, a predicted model, not a curated record